Molecule: messenger RNA, 1752 nt
Organism: Chondrus crispus (carragheen)
Lineage: Eukaryota; Rhodophyta; Florideophyceae; Gigartinales; Gigartinaceae
Exons: 2
Coding region: 1-1677 (558 amino acids)
Source: RefSeq, a predicted model, not a curated record
AUGGCGCGCCUGCGCACGUGGCGCGGCGCCCUCCCGCUCCUCCUCCACCUCCUGCUUGCGCUGGCCCUCUGCUGCUGCGCGCGCGCCCUGGACGACGACCCCGACGACGAAUCGGACUCCAUCGCUCUCUCCAAAGCUGACAUCGAGGAGCUGGGUCUCAAGGACGACCCUCUGCGCCGCCAGGCCCGCGCAAAGCCCGGCCGCGACACCCUCACGGACACCCUCAAGAGCCUGAGCCUCACGGACAAGGAGCUGGCCGAGCUCAAGCACAUGGAGCGCGAGACCCUGCGAGACGUCCCGGACACCGCCGUCUUUCACGGCAGCGACGACAAACGCCCCGUCGAUGCCGCGCCCCCGCCGGGCAUGGUCGCCCCGCCGCGCGCGGAGAGGGACGUGCCCAGGCCUGACCAACCCGACGAACACGACGCUGCGAGGAAGAGGGCCGAGGCCGCUGAGGAGAAGGUCGCGGCUGUGCAGAAGGAGGUGCAGGAGAGCAAAAGGGAGGCAGAGGAGCGGAAGAAGGAGGCGGAUGCGCUCAAGGCGAAGGUCACGCUUCUGACGCGCACGCUGGAGGGCCAGAAGGAGGACGCGGAGGCCGCGCGCAUGGAGAUGGAGCAGUCGAGGGAUGCGUAUGAGCAGAAGCUAGAGGCGGAGCGCACAGAGUAUCACAACGAGAAGGAGGAGCUGAACUCGGCGAUCGAGGAGCGGAAGCGCGCGUUUGAUGAAUUGUAUGAGGAGAAGCAGGUGCUCGGGCAGAUCCUGGACGAGGAGCAGAAGACACUGCACGACCUACAGGAGAAGAUCCAGCACCCUGACCUCGGGCUGUGGAUCAGGCAGCGCGCGGAGAGGGCGGCCAUUCUGGUCGAGACGCCGGAAACGGACGCCAUGAAGUUCUACGCCAGGAAGUAUAUGGCGCCCAAGGUGACCAAGAUGAGGCACCGGCUCGCGCUGCUGGAGAAGCGCGUGGAGAAGAGCGUGGAUCAUCUGCUGCCGUCCCAGUAUGGCAGCGUCGUGGCGCUGAUGCUUUGUAUCGGGCUGAUCGGGUUUCCCGUGUUCGUGACGAUGUCGACAGUAGUGACGGUGACCAAGUCGGUGUCGCUGCGGCAAUACGUGCUACUAGGGAACGUGUUUCUGACGGCGUUUUCGAGCGGGCUUUGCAUCGCCGGGAUUCUGUUGCAGCAGGACCCGCUGCAGACGUUGUACGAGGCGUCGGAGAGCAUGUUUGUGAUUCUGCAGCUGGCCGCGGCGGUGGUGUUCCCUGUGUUCAUCGGUGUGAUCUUCUGUGCGGUGCUCAAGGCGCGCGAUCAGGAGGACCUUUUCGUGUUUGGUUGCGAGCUGGUGUUCUACAUACUGGUCGGGCUCAACUACCGGGCGCGCGUGUGGCGACCCGCCAUGCUCGGGAGGAACAUCGAGACGAGCCGGAUGAUGUACGUGGUGUACGUAAUCGACUUUUUGUCGAUGACGGCGCUGACGAUCUCGUCGGCAAAGGUGGGGCAGAGCAGGCUACCAAGCUUUGUAGGUGAUAGCUAUGUGGACGUGGAACGGGACUUGAGUGCCGGUGCGAAUAAGUCGGACGAGGCGGGUGGGGCUGGUCCGAGGUCAAGUCUGGGGGCACUGGGGAGUGGACUGAUGAAGGCGGCGAUCAGUGGUGAUCACUCAGCGGGUAAGGAGGAGUAGUGGAUGAGGGGGAGGGAGAGCUACGUAGGCAUGAGCAAUCGAAUGAAAGCAAUAAACCCUUUCUUGUACAAAAAA